This is a messenger RNA of Ylistrum balloti, 2631 nucleotides long. Its product is annotated as serine/threonine-protein kinase pim-3-like. The record is from RefSeq and is a predicted model, not a curated record. The transcript is spliced from 5 exons. Gene Ontology annotation, molecular function: protein serine/threonine kinase activity; ATP binding. NCBI's taxonomy places the organism in Eukaryota, Metazoa, Mollusca, Bivalvia, Pectinida, Pectinidae. Bases 88 to 1038 code for a protein of 316 amino acids. Gene Ontology annotation, cellular component: cytoplasm. Gene Ontology annotation, biological process: negative regulation of apoptotic process; protein autophosphorylation.
ACACGACAGACAGUCGAUCUAACAACGUGGCUUAGUGUUCGGGAUUAUAUAUACAACCAUUCUCUAUGUGGAUUUUACAGUAGCAACAUGCUUUCACGAAAGUUAGGAAUGUUUUCCUACAACCAUAAUACGAACAUGGAAAAGGAAAAGCAAGUGAAGGACAAAGAUGCGUUUCAGAGGAUGUACACAGUUGGUCAGCUUUUAGGAAGUGGAGGAUUUGGUACAGUUUACAGUGGAACACGCAAAAGGGAUAAUUUUCCUGUGGCCAUCAAAGUCAUUACUAGAGAGAAAGUUACAGAAUGGGGACAGUUAAAUGGACAUACUGUACCAAUGGAAAUAUGUUUAUUAAAACGUGUGAAUAAUUGUGCUGGAGUUAUUAAAAUGUUGGACUGGUUCGAAAUGAAAACAAACUUCGUCAUUGUGAUGGAAAGGCCAGAACAUGUACAAGACUUGUUCGAUUACAUAACGGAAAAAGGUGCUUUGGAUGAGGAAACCAGUAAAAAUUUCUUCAGACAGAUUGUGGACACGCUAAUCAACAUUCACAGAAACGGAGUUGUACAUCGGGACAUUAAGGAUGAAAACAUUCUAGUAGACUUAAAAACUGGUGAACUGAAGUUGAUAGACUUUGGAUCGGGUGCUUUCCUUAAAGACACAGUGUAUAUCGCAUUCGAUGGUACACGAGUAUACAGUCCUCCAGAAUGGAUAAAGUUUCACAGGUACCAUGGGCGAUCUGCAGCUGUUUGGUCCCUUGGAAUCCUGUUGUUUGAUCUGGUCUGUGGAGAUAUUCCUUUUGAGCAAGAUGAACAGAUAAUGAAGGCUGAAGUUUCAUUCAGAGGACGAGUGUCUCAUGAAGUGAAAGAUUUGGUGAAAAAAUGCUUAGCAAUUCGUCCAUCAGACAGACCAACAUUGGAGGAGAUUCUUGCACAUCCAUGGCUAGCUUCAACGGUUCAGCCAACAGUUGACAAGAGAUCGCCCAACCACACAGGCAGUCAAGGAAUUGUGGACGCUGUAUCCAUGAGUAGCCAGGAAAGCAUGUGAUGACAGCGUUUCAGUAGGAACUUGAUUGUAAUAAACGUGUUCAUAUUUAUAAAUUAUUAACUAUGGAAAAAAAACUGCAACACAGCAAUGCAAUAUUAACUGUGAAACCAUUCCACAUCUCAGGGAGCUGCAAUGAUACUACAGACACAUUGAAUCAUAUGUGGAUUUAAAAGACUUCAUACAAAUAUUUGAAAGUGGAUCAACCCCCCUCUCCACGUACCCACAAGCUCAUUCAAGUGAAGGAAAGAGAAAGGGAAUGUGAACAUUUGCCAAAGACCACUCUAAAAUACUAGUUGUGAUGACACCAUAUUUGUUGACUUUCCAAGGAUGGCAAAUAUGGAAUUUAUUUAUUGUGAUAGUGUGAAAGAAGAGACAAGAAAAACGCUCAAUUUUUUUUUUUUUUUUUUAAUUGCAUAUAUAUUGUGAGUCGUCUUCAGCCAUGAAUUCGAACACAAUAAUCACUGCCACUUCAAUGCAAAAAGUUGAAUUUUUUCUUCAUUUCAUUUACUUUCUAUUUAUUAAGCUACAAUGCUAGCCAUAUCAUAACUUAAUUCAUAUGUAGGACUAGAUUAGUUAUAUUUGGUGUACUUUGAAAUAACGGUGCUGAUAAGAUUUGGUAAUUGCCAUUUUUUAUUGUCUUUUUUUUUUAUAUACACAUGUAUUUAUUUUGUGGUUUUUACGAUAAUUCCUGAAACAACGAAAUGACUAAUACAGGUCAUAAUUAGAUCUUUUCCUGUAUUUCCAACUGUAUAAAUUAAUUCACCACUUUAGAAUACUAAUUCCUAGACUUCUUCCUACCUAUCAACACCUCGAAACGUGGCACCCUUACAGUUCAUAAGGGGCUUAAAGGUUGUACUAGCACAAAAAUAUAGCAUUUCUACUAAAAUCACUGAAACUUUCUAAUUGACAAGUCGACAAUAUUUUUUGCUUCUUUUAUCAUUUUAGAAGUUUAAAAAGCAAAAUUAUUAGUAAUGGUUUUCUUUGUAAUGUGAAAUUUUAUUUAAAAUCUUUUAAGAAAAGGUUUGAAUAUACAUGUAGAUAUUUAUGUAUGGCUCUUUUCUUUCCCCAUAAAAGCUCAUUUCCUUAUUACAAUUCAUCUAUAUACCAUUUGUACAUAAGUAAUCUCAUUUAUUUAUUAAGCAUGGUGUGAUGUGUGAAAUCAUUUGUGUAUACUUGUACAAACGAAUAAACAGCGCAUACUAAAAUGGGUGCUUUGAGUGGACGUUUCAGCAUAGAUGGAAAACAUUGACUGAAAAGAAGAGAACAUGUUCUUUGUGUGAAAAUGCUUAAAAGACCUGAUUGAAAUAAAUGUGUAAAAAUGAGAGAAACUAUCUUGCAGUGAGAGAAAUGGGAGAUAGAAUGUAUAAGGGUGAAGUUGAGGUGUGUUGCCAAGUCCAUAUUUAUGUAUAUAUGGAAGUAAAUGGGAGAGUUUGAAUAAUGCUUUGUGUAUUUAUUUAUUUAUUCAGGAGAAAAGCACAUUUCUCCUUUGAGUGUUUGUAAGGCUGUGUGUGUGGGCGAGUAAGCUUGUAAAUAACUUAUUUUUAUAUGAAACAAAAAAGAAGAAAAAUCCCAGAAUAAAAUAUAUAAAAUUUA